CCGAUCACGAGACGAGCACGCAAGGGCAGAAAAGAGGGCCGUCUUCUCAUGAGUAUGUCCUGGCAAACCCAUGGCUUGUCAUGAGCUGUUCUCAUGCUCAUUUGUUUGUGUGAUCCCAGUGCCUGUUCUGGGAAAUUUGAAUCAGCUGGUGGACUACGCCAUAACGGGCGCCGCACUACUCACCUCACAACGGACUCUUGGUCGCAUAUGGGUGUUGUUGCAUGCUGAUAGAUCGUUAAGAAGCUCCCGAUCCAAGGACAUCGCGCCGGACGAAGGAUUGGCGAUAGCUCCUUUGCGAAGCAUUUGGUAUAAGACGUAGGCCCAGGAAGAACAGUCUCGAUUCGGAUGGACACGAUUGUCAGUAUCUGCUAGUCAGCCUUCGAUGUAUGCAUGAUCCAUAGGUCACUACACUGGCAUACGGAUGGAGAACGACGCAACCAGAUGUGCCCAAGUUGGGUUCAAGAUCUCAACGAGAAACAUGCUGCUACCCAUUCGGCUUACUCUCGGAAGGCUCCGACG
Molecule: messenger RNA, 519 nt
Organism: Fomitopsis serialis
Lineage: Eukaryota; Fungi; Basidiomycota; Agaricomycetes; Polyporales; Fomitopsidaceae
Exons: 2
Coding region: 71-319 (82 amino acids)
Source: RefSeq, a predicted model, not a curated record